UGCUCGUACGGACUACAGGGCGAUCGCCGCACCUGUUCCCGACCUGCCGGAGUGUCGACUGUAUUGGUGAAUGUGAUUUCCGAUCUUUUAUCGCAUUCGCGUGCUCCGUUUUCUCGUAAUAUUAUUGUUGUUGUCGGUCGUUUACAUCGUACGUUACAAACAAUAAUAACAUUCAAUUAUCGCGUCGCCGCGUUUCCGUUGGGUUUUCGUUCGAAAUUGACCGUGCGCUUGCCGCAAUGCUUUUAUGAUAAUUUUUUCGUUAUUGUUUUCGCUUGCGCGGUCCGCGUACGGGACGACGCGUGUAAACGGUUCUCGAUCGACAAUGGGCUCGUAGCCGAGACGACCGUCCGUAGCCGUGAUGCGGAAUCCGAGUGUAAACCGUAACAGCAAUCGUCCAUAGCCCCCGCACGUUUAAAGCAGCUAUGUCAUGGAAUUUUGUAAAUACCUAUUGCUCACGGUUUUCCUGUUUCAAAUGGUAAUUAUUUCCGAUUCAAUGGUUUAUUUGAUUAUUAUGUAACCACUAAUGCAGCCGUAUGAAUACGAUGGCGAACGGUCCGUUUCAAUAACUAACCUAAUGUUGACGGUGUUUCGACGUUCCGAUGACGUUACGAUCCAUUUAAUAUUUACAACGGUUUGUCAUUAGUUGUACUUGUGCCGAUUGAAAACUGUGUUGACUGGGUAGGCUGUACUCGGGUGUAUUAUAAUAAUACCUAAAAACGGGUUGGUACCGUAAUGUGGGUACGCGGUUCGUGUUGGACGUAUCGGUACCUAAAGAGUGAAAUUUGAAACAGAAUCAAGUUAUGGUGUACUAAACUUCAAUGUAACCAAUUUGCAAGUAGAUAGGCACCUCGAAUAUAUUUUCUUUUGCUAUUUAACAGGCCUUAUAGUAAAAUUAUAAAGACUUUUAAUAGUAAUUUUAUUUUUAUUUUAAUCGUCAUAUGCCAAUCUACAAAAGUCGUCCUGUGGGUCUGUUUCACACAAUCAACGGUCCGUUACUUUAACAAUAACAGAACAGAUAAAUACUAAAAACAGACUAUUAUUAUUUUUCACGCAAUCCGUUUGUUGGUAAUUCACAUUGUUCCAACUCGUCACUUUCAUUUAUAAUGCUGUAUACAAAAUGCAUGUUAUAUUUUUAGAUUCUGAGGAAAAUGAGGAAAUUUUUUUUUUUUAAAUUAAAUUUAUUACCUAUCAUGAUAAAAUAUCAUAUUGAACAAUUUAUUAUUUUACCAAAGACACAGUUGGAAUUUUAAAAUUAACAGUUUCAAAAAUUGGGCCAUCCAAUUUCACUAAACCGUAUUAAUUUCUGUGUUUAUACAACUUCAUAUUAGUUAUAGUUGGAUCCAAAAAAUGUAUACAUUUAUGUCACAAGUCAUGACAAUGACAAGAGGUUGCAAGAAAAACGAUCUGUUAACAAAACAAUGUCAUAAACCACAUGAGGUAAUCUGUUGAAUCCCUGUUAACAAACUGGUUAAAUUUUUUUGUCAGUUGGUUAAAACGGGUAGUAUGAAAUACUUGAUAAACAACAAUGUUUCUCAACCUCAUUAUUUUCUAACUUUGAACUUAUUUAUUUACAUUUACACCAAAAUGAGACCUAAGAGGCCAUAUUCACACAAUCUAAAUAAGUCUUUGUCUAUUUUUAUAAAAUAAAUUAAGACUUGGAUUUAACUCUAAAUUAAAACUAUGCAUGGCAGAUUUUAUCCAUAUUGUCAAUAUAUUUUCUAUUUAGAUAAUAUAUAAUUGAUAGUCAUAACAUUUUUUUGAUUACCUAUAAAUAUUAUAUGAUAUAAUAGAUCAUAUCAUAUAAUAUAUGUAUAAUUAAUUUCAAUUAAUAAGGAAACUCAUAUUAUAUCUGUUAGGAUUCAAAAAGAUCUAAUAUAUAUAUAUUUUUUUUUUAUUGCAGGUGUCAGUUGGAGCAAGACAAGUAUUUGACUUCCUUGGUUUCAUGUGGGGAUCAGUUUUAGCAAAUUUUUUUGAAUUAUUGUUUAUUAUAUUUGGUAUAUUUGGUGUGAUACAGUCAGACGUAUUAUAUUUGCUAUCGGUAUGCAUUUUUAAUAAUUAUUUAAUUAAUUCAUCUGUAGAUUCCAAUUUUAAAUUAAUAUACUUUCUUAAAAACUAAAAAUGUUUGUAUUAAUAUAUUAUAGUAUUCAGCAUGGAGUAUUGUUUGGUGUAUUUGGAAUAUAUUUGUAGUUUUUUAUUAUUUGGAAUUAUCAAUUUUUAGUAAUGUAAGUAUGAGUAUGUUGAAAUUAUAGUUUAUUGAUAAUAAUUUAUAUUUUUGCUUUGAUGUAGUUACUACAAUGAUAGUACAAACUUUUUUUUAUAAGGCAAGACAUACUUGUUUUUUUUUUUAAACCAGUGGUCUUUAAUUUUUCAUCUACAGUUAAUGUACUAUGAAUUCAGGACUAGGAAUUUAAUGCCCUAUAAAAAAAAAAAAAUGCUUUUACGACAUAAAAAUUCAAAUAGUGCACUAAAAUACAUAUUUGAUAUAAAUUAUAAUAUUAUAAAUUCAUUUUACUACAAUGAACCGAACGAUAUAGUCAAUAUUAUAUUUUAUAACAGAUUAUAAACUAAAAAUACUACAUGGAUUUUGCCUUAGAAGUUAACUGUUUAACUCUCACUAUUUAGUUUUUAACAGUAUUAUUGUCUGAUAAUAUAUAUUGUAUUAUAAAAUUUGUGUGCCUACUUAAUAGUUUGUUAUAAUUUUAUGAAAAUCAUAUUAGAGUGUACAAAUCUUAAAAUAAAAUUUUAAAUUCAAAUUUUGGGUACAAAAAUUCCAAAAAUGCAUUCUGAAACUGUAAAAUGAUCUAAAAGAUUAAAAAAUUCACCAACACUAAACUUUCUUAUUAUAAUUCAAAAGUGACAAUAUAAGCAUGGCACAACAAGCUUUAGAAAAAAAUGCAAAGUGCAUCAAAAUCCCAGCCCUAAUUAUGAUUAUUAUAUAAUCACUUUUCUAUGGAUUCUAAGCAGAGGAAGAUAUAACUAUUGUUGGAUUAUUUUUAAAGUAAAAAUCUUUAUUUUAAAUGUAGAACCUAGAGAAUUUACUGCUCAGUUUUUUUAGAUUUUUAAUUUAUGAUUAAAAUUAAAUUUCUAUAAUAGCUGUAAGAUAAUUACCCCAUAUAAUUUUGCGUUACUAUUGGAUAAAUAAACUUCAAUUAAUUUUUUUAAGUCUAUAUUUUUGAUAUUUAUUAGAGCAUUGAUGUUAUGAGCCUUGGAGCAGACAGUGUUAGUUGGUGGGAAUCUAAUGGUCCUGGUUGUAAAGUAUUUUUUUAUCCAAAUCACACUGGUAUUGAAGAAGAUGCCAUCAAGCCUGUUAGACCAGAUUUGAUCACUGGGUGUGUUGUGGACUAUCAAAAAAUUGAAACAGCUCAAGCAUCACUACAAAUUCUAUUAGCCGUAAAAUAACAUUAUUUAUAUAAUAUUUUUAAAUUAUAUUUUAUUUACUCAUGAAAAUAAUAAUUAAUCUUUUCAUAUUUGUUUAGAUUUUUGGUAUUUUGUGCAGUUUGUAUGUAUCAUGUUGUUCAAAAUCCAGGGACGAUGGUAUGUUUUAUAAAACAAGAAUAGUAAUUAAAUAUAAUAAAAUUAAAAAAACCUCUCUCACCCAGUACAUAGCACAUAUGUGACAUAAGCACAAGUUGGUGGUGGCUCUGGCGACAUUUGUAUAAGGGGCAGCAUUUUUAGGAAAAAAUGUAGGCAACAUUGAAUCUUGCUUGUUAAUAGACUUACUAUUCAUUAACCAUGGAUUUGUGCUCCCAUAAUAUAAAAUAGUUUUAUUAAAUAAUUAUUUUCAAUUUAAGCAAUAAUAAAAACUAUUUUGAAUGAACCUGAGUUUUUUAAUUUAAGAGCUUGCUUGCGUUUUAAACAUUUUUUUCUAGUGAUUGUUUAACAUUAACCUGAGAAGUCCAUUGAAUGAUCUCUUUAACAUGUUUAUUUUUUUAUGUAUAAAUUUAUAGCACAAAAGAAUGUUGAUUAUUUAUUGCUUUCUAAAAUUGUACACAUUUUAAACCUACUUAUUCUGCAUGAAAUUUAAAUUUAAUUUAUUUUUUAAUAUUUCAAAUUACUAAUAGUAAUGUUUUUUUUUAUCUACAUAAAAUAUAUAUCUACCUGUUUAAAAUCAUUUAACUGAAAAUUAUGGUUUGUUAUUUAUUUUUAGGAAUUUAUUAUAAAAGCAAACAACCAAAAACUGUUACACCUAUAUACUCCAUCGAAUACAGUUCACGCCGAGGAGAUGAAAUUGAAGAAAUAAGCACUGUUAGUGGCAGUGAAGGUAUUAUAUUAUUUUUUGUUGUAAUACCAAUAUAAAAUAUUAUAUACAUAUUUUUUUUUUUUGAUCAGAUGGUGAUUUAGAUGCACAAAGUUCUCAUGGUAAACCUAUGACUCCAAGACGUGUAAAAAGACGAAGUGUAACAUCAAGAGGUACCCUGCCACCUCCACAUCAAGCUCCACCGCCAUAUCUUAGACGGCAAUCCACUUCACAAAAUUCUAGUCGAAGACAUAAAAAUCCAGUUUCUAGAUUAAUUCACCAACAGUAUUCUAGUAAGUUUUAAUAAAUUAACUCCUUCUUUUAUGUAGAAUACCAUUGUACAUUGUGAUCUAAAUUAAUAUUUAAAAAAACCUAUUAUAUUACAGAGUAAAAAAAUGUUUGGUUAAAUAUUAUUCAUUAAAAGUAUACAAGAGACUUUAAAAUAAUAUCUUCUAAAACUAUUAUUGUAUAACUAUAUAACCAAUAAAAUACUUUCUCUAUUACUAUAGUAAAAUAUUUUUUUAAGAGAAUUAUUUUGUUUUGAGUUUUUUUUUCCUAUUAUACCAGAUUCAUCAUUGCAGCUAAAUACAUUAUAAAUAAUUCCUACUAUUUUUAAUACAAUUUACUUUAGAUAACGGUUUGAACGAUUCAUCAACAUCUAAUGAUUCAAGCCAUCCUUUAUUCCCGGAAUGUCGAGUAGAACUGAGACAUGUAAAUCGAGGAAUUGUUAAUCCUGCUAUGGAUACUGAAUCUGAACGUCCUACUUCAGCACGUUCAACAUAUUCAAAUUUCCAUGGAGCACGGGGUCGACCCAGACAAGUAAGCACUCAUUCCACUUUUUUUGCUCCGUCUGAACAACCACCUCCUGCCUACCGUAGUAAUGCUUCCGUUAAUUCUGAAACUGUUAUAUAAUUAAGAACAAAAUGUAAAACUUGCGGUUCAAAGAAGAUGAAAUCUUAAGAUCUCAUUUUAAUUUAAAAUAGUUUAAUUAAUUAGUACUAAUUUUUACAUGCACUGCAAAAUAUAGUGUUUUUAUGUUAAUUAUAAUUGUAUAACCAGUGGCGUGCGGUCAUAUUUUUCAUUGGUUAAACAUAUAAAUUAAAAAUAUUAAUUUGAUAUAGAAUAUUGAUUUUAAAUUAGUUUAUACAUAUAUUUAUUGUGUUUUUCACUAUUUAAUUCUUAAUUUACUUUUGAAUUAUAAAUAUCUUCGCAAAUUUUGUUUUAUACAACAAUAACAAAGAACAAAGGUUAGUAUUAAUGUCAAAAGAGAUAUUUUACUGGAACUGUUGAGUUAACCAACAUGCAAAUAAUUACAUUUCAUUUUUUUUAUUAUUCAGCUAAAAUAAUAUGAUUUUUGUAACUAUUUCUUUCAUCAAAUUCAAAAAUUAACUUAAGUCAAUAUUUGUAUUAAGUGUUUCUCAUGAUAGAUUUAUCUAUUGGCUGUAUAUAUUUGUGGUAAAUUCAACUAAAUUACUAAACUAUUUUACUAAAUUACUAGAUAAUAUAUAAUGUAAGUGUAAAUUGUAUUAACUUUUUCAUUAUAUUAUAUUUACUUUUCUUUUCCUUUUUACUGAUAUACUACCCUAGUACAUAAACAAAUGAACUCAAUUUUAACACAUUAAAAAAAUAUGUAAAUAAUAUAGGAUAUAUUGUAUAGUUAAUAUAUUGUGGUAGAUAACUUAGGUGUUGAAAAAAAAAUUGUGAAAUUAUACGAUCAAUAAAUUCUAAUGAAUGUUUUUUUGUUAUAGAAUUAUGAAAUUGUAUUUGAUUUAAUCUUUAAAGUAAAUUAUAUUUACCUCGCGUGCCUUAAAAUGAUGAAUAUAGAGUACUUAUAGAGUAUUUAUAUUUAUGUUAGUAAAUCAAAAUAUUCAUUCAAUUAUAUACUUCUGAGUUUAAACAAUUAAACAAUUAGACAACUAAACAAGUUUAGUAAGUGAAAAUUAAAAUAUUUUCUAGUUUAUAGUAACAAAAUAAUCGAUUUUGUCAUUUAGAUAAAUAAGAAUUCAAGUUAUUUCAUAUAUUUUUGUAAAUCAGUAUUUUUAACAAAAAUAUACUAGUUAUUGCAGAAUAAUUAUUAUUUUUUGUCUAUAAUUCAUCUAAAGAAUAUAUUCUUAAUUACAAAAUUAUAAUUAUCCAAAUUUAUAUAGUUCCUGACAUAACAUUUUAUAUGCAGUAGUUUUAAUAAUAGACCAAGGACAUUAACAAAUCAAGUUUCUGUUAAGCAAUUUAGAUUUAGAAUUUUUUUUUUUUUUUAUUAUAGUUAGUUUAUUAAGUUUUAAUUAGCCAUUUUAGAAAAAUGUCUAUUCAUGUAUACGAAUAAAAUUCAAUAUAUUGGUUUGAUACAUAUUGUAUCUACUGUUUAAAUAACUACCAUAACGAAUACCUUAAUUUAAAAAUAUAUUAUUAGUUAUAUUAAAUUAAUUAAUGUUAGAAGAAAUUUCAGUAUUUUAAUAUUGUUACCAAAACCAAUUAUUAAUUAUACGAAACUAUGUAAGAUAUGGCCGAACACAUAUAAAUUUUAAUUUUAAUUAAAUAUUAGUUGUCUAAGAAUUACGAAACCAAAUGUAUUGGUGAGUAAUUAAUUUUAUUCAAUUAAAGUAAAAUUGUAUUUAAACUUCUUACUCUAAGUACAAAUACAAUUUAUUUAGUAUUGGUCUAAAAUUAUUCCUUUAUCAGAACAUUUGUGUUCCGUCCAGUCUACAACUUAUUUUAUAACUGUAUUUUUUUUAUAUAUAUUUUUGUAACAUAAAUUUUUGUAUUUUUUAAAUUAGUUUUAUGUAUACCUAUAUAUUAUAAUUUAGUUAAAUUUAUUGUUCAAACUUUCAAAGUGAAAUUAAAACUAAAACAUUGUACCUACUUACAAUUAAAGUAUUAAAUGUAUUUGUAUUUAUUAACAAAGAAAUUUACAAGAUUGAAUUAAUAUUAAAAUGUUUAUUGAACUAUAUAUUCAAUAUGUAUUUAAAUGACUGAUAUUAACAUUUAAAGUGUUUUCUAUAAUAUUGUAUAUCUGUAUUUUUAUAUAAAAUAGGGGUACC
This is a messenger RNA of Cinara cedri, 7272 nucleotides long. The record is from the annotation of a GenBank genome assembly. Lineage: Eukaryota; Metazoa; Arthropoda; Insecta; Hemiptera; Aphididae.